AAGUCCUCUACUAUUUGCGUUGUACCUCGAGCCAUUCUGCAGAAAGAUUCUUUAUAACAACAGUAUUGUAGGUUUUCGUUUACAGUCAACGGAAGUAAAGCUGCUUACAUACGCGGAUGAUAUUGCUUUGUUUUGUAGCGAUAAAGAAAGUGUCGCGACCGCGGUAAAGGACGCUUUAUCUUUUUGUAAAAUGACUGGUAGCGUGAUAAACUUUGAUAAGUGUUUAGGGGUGUGGCAUGGAACAUGGCAAAGCACCCCACCCAUCUUUUUGAAUGUUAAGUGGACCGUUGCGCCGACAAAGUAUCUCGGGGUGCCGCUUGAGCACUAUAAAGAGGCGGGGCAAUUCUGGGAAAAUGAAACAAUGAAGGUGCAAGAAAAAGCAGUUAAAUGGGGUGGUCGUUGUCUUUCGAUGUUUGCCCGCGCGACGGUCUGCAACCUGUUUGCCGUUGCCAAAGUGUGCUAUGUAUUGCAAGCAUUGUGUAUGACUAGAGUUCACGUGCAACGUUUGCAUCGGGUGCUGGCAGUGUACGUAUGGGGAUCCAAUUGGGAGCGAACGAGUCGAACAAACCUAUUUCGAUCUGUCAAAACAGGGGGGCUUGGACUGGCGCAUCUGUUCUUGAAGCAGAUAGUGUGUCGUUUUGCCUUUUUAAGAGACCAAAAAGACCCUUUCCUGGUUGGAGUGAUGCAACUGAGACUAGGUACGGCCCUUCCUGAAUUCAUUGUAUCUAGCAGUGUUAACAGUGGCCCUAUGAGUGGAUAUUUGAAAGAAGUGAUAUGGGCAUUCCGGUUUCUGAAGGUGCGCUUCUCAAUGGAGUACCUCAGCCACGUUCCCAAAAAACGUCUCUAUAAAGAUCUAAUUGACGUGGUAUUGCCAGUGCCGCUGUAUAGAUCGAUGUUCAGUGUGGGUAGUGAAAGAAACGUCCUAAAAAGGGUAAAACGUAUGCCUGUCAGGCCAUCGGCAAAGUCUUUCUUUUUUCAGCUGCAUUCCAAUACACUACCUGUAAAACCGUGGCUUCAGGAAAGAGGUAUUUUUAUCCCCUGGUCUGUGGAUUGUUUACUAUGCCACAAGGAAGAGACAAUUGAACACGUAUUCAUAGACUGCUGGGACGCCGUUUUCCACUGGGACGUCAUGCAGCGAACUAUAAAGAAAGACUUGCCCAUAACACCCUAUGGCAUCCGUUUUCUCCCGACGGAAAAUGAAGGAGGAGUGCCAUACGACAUGUUUAUGCUAUUAGGGUUGCACAGCCUGUGGCGCACCCGAAUGGCUGUUAGACACGCUGACAUAAAUGUUCGAAGUACUCGUGAAUAUUUUAUUGAAAGUGUCUGUUACAUAAAAGAAGUGUUCGAUGCGCAAAACGAAAAGCCAGAAUGGAUUAGUGUGUUAAACGAGCUUGUGAACCUUAGGCGGUUUUAAAAUCUCGUGCACACCAAAGACUGGUGGGCACUUUUACCAAUUGUGAAGUGUCGAAAUUCUGACUGUAUCUUGCAAAAGGCAAUAAAGAAAAAAAAAAAAUCCGCGUGGCCUAAUGGAUAAGGCGUCUGACUUCGGAUCAGAAGACUGCAGGUUCGAGUCCUGUCGCGGACGUUGGUUUGAAAAUUUUUAUUUA
Messenger RNA from Dermacentor silvarum, 1607 nucleotides. RefSeq lists its product as uncharacterized. The coding region runs from base 191 to 1414 and encodes 407 amino acids. The transcript has a single exon. NCBI's taxonomy places the organism in Eukaryota, Metazoa, Arthropoda, Arachnida, Ixodida, Ixodidae. The record is from RefSeq and is a predicted model, not a curated record.